Messenger RNA from Tripterygium wilfordii, 2285 nucleotides. Its product is annotated as plant intracellular Ras-group-related LRR protein 9-like. The coding region runs from base 184 to 1731 and encodes 515 amino acids. The record is from RefSeq and is a predicted model, not a curated record. The transcript is spliced from 3 exons. Lineage: Eukaryota; Viridiplantae; Streptophyta; Magnoliopsida; Celastrales; Celastraceae. Gene Ontology annotation, molecular function: protein binding.
ACUCAAUCAGCGCCCGAUUUGCUCUCUUUUGAAAUCCACGUCAAACAUUUCCAUUCCACGAUUCAGAGUUAGUUACAGGACACUGAGGACAGCAGAAACAAAACAAAUACUACUAAUUAUCUUCAUCUUCUUCUCCAACGAAACAAUCCAUUCAGUGCUCGCUCUCUCUUCCAUCGCCUGAAAAUGGAUCCGAAUCCCAAGUCCUUCCCGAUUCUGUCCCAUGUCCUGGCUCGACUUCCUUCUAUCGGCCCCAAAUUCACCCCCGCCACUCCUACCUCUGAAUUCGACAUCGAACAACCACCACCCUCCGCUUCAUCCUCCUCUCCUCAAACCCCGAUCUUCGACCGAAUGCCGCACCUUACCCUCCCAAAAGUACUCGCCUCCAUGACCAAUGCCGUCGAAGUCGUCGCUCAGACGCGAUCCGUUUUGCAAACCCUAGGGCCGCGUCCUGACCAUGAGGCGGUGGACCUGGCCAAGUCCAGGCUCGCUGAAAUUGAAGCUAAUCUAUCUGAGCAACUUGAGGACGUCGUGCUGUCUCCCCGUUCUAUAGAUAUAGAUCGCUCUCACUUGGCUGAGAAGGAGGAGCAUUCCCGCCAAGACGCAGAGAAAGAGAAGGCCACCUGCAGGGCAGUGCUGCAGCUGGACGAGUUGCACGAGGCGUACGAGAAGAUGUUGAAGGAAGCGGAGGAGCGACUGGUGAGGAUUUAUGAGAACGCAGAAACGGUGGCUGAGGGCGAAGACAAGAAUGUGUCAGUGAGUGAGGAGGAGAACCCGGAGAUUGCAGGGAUUCUACAGGCGGCGUUCGUGGGAGGCUUAGACCGUGUGGAUUUGUCCGGUCGGCGGUUGAAGUUCUUGCCAGAGGCUUUUGGACGGAUUCAAGGGUUGAUCGUUCUUAAUCUUUCCAGCAAUCAGCUUGAGAUGAUUCCCGACUCAAUAGCUGGAUUACAAAAUCUUGAGGAGUUAAAUCUUGCUUCAAAUCUUUUGGAAUCACUGCCCGACUCUGUUGGCCUGCUUCAUAACUUGAAAAUUCUGGACGUCUCUGGAAACAAGCUAAAUUUCUUACCUGACAGCAUCUGCAGCUGCAGGUCAUUGGUGGAGUUGGAUGUGAGCUUCAACCAACUGACAUAUUUACCAACUAACAUUGGAUAUGAGUUGGUGAAUCUUCAGAGGCUUUCAAUCCAAUUGAACAAGAUCCGUUCUCUUCCAACCUCGAUUGGUGAGAUGAGGUCCUUGUGCCAUCUGGAUGCUCACUUCAAUGAACUUCAUGGCCUUCCUUCUGCGAUUGGAAGAUUGACUAAUCUUGAGAUCCUGAAUUUGAGCAGUAAUUUUAGCGACCUGAUGGAGCUUCCUGAUACAAUUGGUGAGUUGAUGAAACUAAAGGAACUUGAUCUGAGUAAUAACCAGAUUUAUGCUCUUCCAGAUACCUUUGGCCGGCUUAACAAUUUGAUCAAGCUCAGCUUGGACCAAAAUCCUAUUGUACAUCCACCUCCAGAGGUAGUGAGGGAAGGCGUCGAAGCUAUCAAGCAGUUUAUGGCUCGGAGGUACCUUGAAUUGCUGGUGGAGGAGGAACACGAGAGCAUGGCAGAAGUAGAAGAACAGGCACAGAUGGGAUGGUUGAAUCGGAGCACCUCUUGGUUGAAAAGUUAUGCAUCAACUGUGUCUGAGAAUGUUUCUGGAUAUUUAGCUGCUGGGAAACCUCCUAGAGACCAUUAUCUUGAUCAGCAGCUAUGAGACUUUUAAUCUUGGGCUCCCACUCUUUGGUAAUAUUAGCUUCGUUGGGAACGGAAUCGAUUCUGCCUUGGAAUGGGGUUUGGCCACCUCUGCCUCUGCGCUGCAGUUUUUUUUUUAGUGAAACGUGAGCAAUUUACAAUACCCAAUAAUGAGUUUGGAGUUUGGAAGAUUCAUUGACAGAUUUUUGGAGAUCUAAUUGGAUCAGGAAUUGAGAAAGUUGGGAUCUAGACUCUGGAAUUGUUAAUAGUCUGGAUUUUGGAUUAAUCUUUAGAAGAGUUGAAAAUUUUGGUAUGAUGAUAUUGUCAAGCAUGUCAGGUUGGAUCUACAAUUUGGUUAUUCUCAGCGGACCAAGCCAUCUUAUUCGUGCAAUCAAAUAAUUCCAAACGAACCGAGGAAGGUACAAUCUACUGCUUGCUUGUCUUCAGGUUUGUGUUUUUUUUUUUUUCCUUCCUAGUUUCAGGGCAACCAUCGCGUGUUCUUGGAAAAGAAUAGCACAGCAGCAGAGUUCCUGAUCUCAGUGUGGAUCAUGCCAGGCAAAAGCGAAAAAAUAAGAA